AAUAUCACGCUCCCCUAAAUAUAUCAACCUUUCGAAACAGAACAACUAUACCUUCAACCCGGACCGUCUAUCAGUCCUCCAAGUCUAGCCAAGAUGUCAAAUCAGAACUCGGAGUCGACGAAUUGCCAAGAUGAGCGCUCAGAUUGGCAGGCAUCUGGCUUCGAUUCCCACCAAGAGUAUCAAGACUGGCUAAACGAAUCCAAAGCCACCGAUGAUGCAUACGACGCUCAGGCGGAGGCGCCAACGCCCGAUGAAAGCGAUGAGGAUGAAGGUUUUGACGAGGAGUUCGUUAGCGAGCAAAGCUCACAAGACGAAGAAGAAGGCGACAAAGAAUCAGAAAACGGUGAGCCUGAAGAGGACGUCGAGCCCGAAGACGACGGCAAUCCCGGCGAGCAUCCCGAAGCUGCAGACAACGGCGAGCCUGGAGUCGACGACACUUCAAAUGUUGACGAGGCUAAGCUCAUUUCUAUUUACGGCUUCGCGCAUGACAAGAACAGAGAUUAUGCCCUCGUUGAGCAGUCAGCCCGUGGAGCUCUCAAUGCUAUCACCAUAGCCCUUCAAAACAUCAUCAACAGAAGCCAGGCGCAACGAGGUGACCCACAGAGUCUUGCGAAAGAGAUCGAGGGCGCCUUUCUCACGACUCUACCUACGUACCUGAGCGCCGAGGCAAUACUUCAGGGUGAACAAGAAGGUGUUGGGCGGCCAACUCCCCUCAGCGCCUUUUCUUCGCAGAGUAAUCAACCCCUGAUCGGCACCUCUACCGCCGUGUCUGUUGCACCCUCUCCGCCUCCACCAUCACCGUCAGUGGUCAGUGAUCUCGUAUCCUUCACCACUCCAAGAAAUAAUAGCAGCGCUUCCCAAGGGGAAGGCGCCGACAGCGAUGAGGAGGAGGAUGUUCAAAAGAUUACAACGCCCCCAUCCCGAAUAAAGCGACCCAGGCACAUGUAACUAGACGAGGUGAUUCAUAUGAGAUAUAUGGCAAUGGAAGUGCCAGGUAAAGCCUGCUGAAGACAGGUGUACGUCGUGAAGAAAUUAAUAUCGGGUCAAACUUGAGCCGCCGAGG
Alternaria rosae is the source of this 1063-nucleotide messenger RNA. RefSeq lists its product as uncharacterized. The record is from RefSeq and is a predicted model, not a curated record. NCBI's taxonomy places the organism in Eukaryota, Fungi, Ascomycota, Dothideomycetes, Pleosporales, Pleosporaceae. The transcript is spliced from 4 exons. The coding region runs from base 94 to 948 and encodes 284 amino acids.